AUGGUGCCCACGUUGGCGUCUGCCGCGCGGACGCUCCUCCUGGUCCUCCUCUCGGUCCCGCUCGCCUCCUCGCGCGACUGCUCGCGUCCGGACCUCGACAGCGACAGCCUUGCGGGGUGCACUGCACUCCUGCUCGACUGCACCGAACGCCCAUCGGAGCAGGCUGCCAGGCCGCCGCCGGCCGACUGCGUGCUUGGCGCGGCUGCCCUGCGCUCGCUCCUGGGCGAGAAGCUCAAGGCGGUGGGCGGAGGUCUCAAGCGGCUGGGCCUGCGCGGCCAGCUCCUCGGUAGCAGCGAGGCGGUCGAGCUGCUCGCCAGCACGCUCGGCGCGCUCACCGCCCUCGAGUCGCUCGACCUCGCCGACACUCGGCUGGGCGACAAGGGCGUCGCGCCGCUCCUGGCCGCCCUGCCGGCCUCGCUCUCCUCGCUCGAUCUCGCGCACAACCGGCUCACCGACGAGGGUGCCAAGGCGGUUGCUGCUGCGCUCGGCGGCGGAGGCAGCAAGCUCUCCUCCAGCCUCCGCCUCUCGGAGCUGUCCCUCGCGUGGAACGGAGUCGGACCGCGCGGCGCGCGUGCGCUCGGCGCGGCGCUCGGCGCGGCGGACUGCCCCCUCGCCUCGCUCGACCUCGAGUGGAACGGGCUGCUCGACCGCGGCGCGAGAGAGCUUGGCGAGGCGCUCAAGACGAACGACAAGCUGCAGCGGCUAAGGCUCGGGUACAACGGAAUCAAGGACGCGGGCGCGGAAGGUCUGGCCGCCGGGCUGCGCCGCAACGCCGCCCUCGCCCACCUCGACCUCUCCAACAAUGGCGUGGGCAGCGACGCCGAGCGGCGGUGGCGCGCGGCGCUCGCGGCGACGCCACCGCCCGCGGAUCGCUCGGCUGGCGGCGCGGCGCGCGAGCCGGCGCGGCGCGAGCCGGCGCGGCACGUGGAGCCUCAGAGUGCGGACGAGGGCGACGAGGUGGAGGAGAUCUCAUUCGACGAGGACUAG
Emiliania huxleyi CCMP1516 is the source of this 987-nucleotide messenger RNA. RefSeq lists its product as hypothetical. The coding region runs from base 1 to 987 and encodes 328 amino acids. The transcript has a single exon. Gene Ontology annotation, molecular function: GTPase activator activity; small GTPase binding. Gene Ontology annotation, biological process: nucleocytoplasmic transport; activation of GTPase activity. The record is from RefSeq and is a predicted model, not a curated record. Lineage: Eukaryota; Haptophyta; Isochrysidales; Noelaerhabdaceae. Gene Ontology annotation, cellular component: perinuclear region of cytoplasm; cytosol; nucleus.